This is a messenger RNA of Loxodonta africana (African savanna elephant), 1801 nucleotides long. It is a transcript of the gene MRGPRX2, whose product is annotated as MAS related GPR family member X2. Gene Ontology annotation, molecular function: G protein-coupled receptor activity. Gene Ontology annotation, cellular component: membrane. Gene Ontology annotation, biological process: G protein-coupled receptor signaling pathway. The record is from RefSeq and is a predicted model, not a curated record. Lineage: Eukaryota; Metazoa; Chordata; Mammalia; Proboscidea; Elephantidae.
GAGUUUCUGAGCAUGGAUCCAACUAUCCCAGCCUUCGAGACAGAACUCACAACACUGAAUGGAAGUAAUGAUACUCUUCCUCUAACUUGUAAUGUGAAGACCCUGACACCAGGCUUCCUGAUCUUCAUCAUUGCCCUUGGUGGGCUGGCUGGAAACAUGGUUGUACUCUGGUUCCUGGGCUUCUACAUGAAGAAGAAUGCCUUUUCUGUCUACAUCCUCAAUCUGGCUGGGGCUGACUUCCUCUUCCUUUGCUGCCAUAUUAUAGAUUCUCUGAAGGAUCUUAUCAACUUUUUACAUUCUAGUUCCAUCUUCAUCCCCUACUUCUUCAACACUGUGUCAACCUUUGCCUACAUUGCAAGUCUGAGUAUCAUAAGCACUAGCAUCAUAAGCACUGAGCAUUGCCUGUCUGUCCUGUGCCCCAUCUGGUACCACUGCUGCCACCCAAGUCACAUGUCAGUUGUCAUGUGUGCCCUGCUCUGGAUAGUGUCCCUGCUGCUGAGCAUCCUGGAGGGGAUCUACUGUGGCUUCCUGUUUAGGGACUUUAAGGAUGGUUGGUGUCAGACAUUUGAUUUCAUCACCACUGCAUGGCUAAUGUUUUUAUUCGUGAUUCUCUCUGGGUCCAGCCUGGCCCUGAUGAGCAGAAUCCUCGAUAGCUCCCAGAAGAUGCAGCUGACUAGGCUGUAUGUGACCAUUGCGCUCACAGUGUUGGUCUUCUUUCUCUAUGGUCUGCCCUACGGCAUCAGUUGGUUGCUAUUAAUCUGGAUUCACAGUUAUCUUAAUAUGUUCUUUUGUUCUCUUUAUAUUGUUGGAGUUGUCCCAUCCUGUGUUAACAGUAGUGCCAACCCCAUCAUUUACUUCUUCGUUGGCUCCUUUAGCCAGUGGGGGCAACAGCGGCGAUUUCCACGGACCAUCAAGACGGUUCUCCAGGAAGCCCUGCAGGACACUCCUGAGGUGGAUGAACCUGGAGGAAGUCUUACUCAAGAAAUCAUGAAGCUGUCAGGAACUAGUGUGGUAUAGCACUUGAGAGGCUCUGCUUUUUCAGACAGAUUUGGCUUUGGAAGCAACUUUGCCCCUAUUCCUUUUGAGAGAUUUUAUUAACUUCUCUUAGCCUUAUGCCCCUGCUCUUUAAAUUGGUAAGGUAAUAUUCCUCUUUGUGAAGAUUAAGUAAGACAAUACCUGUUAAACACUGAAUGCAAUGUCUCAAGGACUACCUUUCUCAGAGACCUCCAUCCUAUCACCGUGUGGGUGUUGCCAAUGCUGGAUUCCAUGACUGCUCCCACUUUAGAAGAAUCCCAGCUUCAGCAGAAGGCUGAAAAUAGCUCAGAAAACACCUAAAUUUCUUGGUCACUGCACUUGAUAGAGACUAAAACCAUGUUAUCUUUUAGGCAACUUUCUUUAAUCUCUUCCCUACAAUUUCAGUCUCAGUAUAAUUAAAGGGUUAAAGUUCAGUAUAGUCCAAAAAAGCUGUGCUCUUUAAAUUUGGUAGGCCUUGUGAUGUGGCCCUAGCUUAAUAAAUGUAUAUUGAAUAAACAUCUUGAUAAAGAAAUAAACUGAUGGGUUUUUAAGUCAAGCCUGUGCCAAAUCUCUUUUUAACAGAUUUUAGUCACCAUCUUAAAGUGACUUCACCAAAUUCUUGGUGUGAAGAUUGAAGAAAAAUUCCCUCUUGCUUCUGUCAGAGAAAAGGGAAAAGUAACCAUUUUAAUAUAAGUUUAGUCAGCUCUGUUCUAACAAUGGUCUUACUUCAAGGGAAAUUCUUUUACCAGAGCUUUACCAAUGUGAGUUUUUAUCAGAGUCUAUCCAA